AUGGGAAAUGAAGCUAGUUACCCGACGGAGAUGUGUUCCCACUUCAACCACGAUGAAAUUAAAAGGCUGAGCAAGAGGUUUAAGAAGCUGGACUUGGACUGUUCGGGCUCUCUGAGCGUGGACGAGUUCUUGUCCCUGCCCGAGCUGCGGCAGAACCCGUUGGUGCAGCGAGUGAUCGACGUCUUCGACACCGACGGCAAUGGAGAGGUGGACUUUGAGGAGUUCGUCGUGGGGACCUCCCAGUUCAGCGUCAGGGGGGACGAGGAGCAGAAGUUGAGGUUUGCCUUCAGCAUCUACGACAUGGAUAAAGACGGCUACAUUUCCAACGGGGAGCUGUUCCAGGUGCUGAAGAUGAUGGUGGGGAACAACCUGCAAGACUGGCAGUUACAGCAGAUCGUGGACAAAACCAUCAUCAUCCUGGACAGGGAUGGUGACGGGAGAAUAUCCUUCGAGGAAUUCAGUGCGGUGGUCGGAAACCUGGAGGUCCACAAGAAGUUGGUGGUAAUUGUGUGA
This is a messenger RNA of Puma concolor (puma), 513 nucleotides long. RefSeq names its product protein phosphatase 3 regulatory subunit B, beta (gene PPP3R2). Gene Ontology annotation, molecular function: calcium ion binding. The record is from RefSeq and is a predicted model, not a curated record. NCBI's taxonomy places the organism in Eukaryota, Metazoa, Chordata, Mammalia, Carnivora, Felidae.